AUGUUGAAUGAAAACCAGAACCAAAAUCAAAACUCAGCCGGCCUGAGCAUGGACAUCACGAUGGAGAACUCGAUUCCCACAGGCUCCAACGCUACCCCACCAUCUCCAGCCACAGGCCUCAACGCAGUCCGACUGGGAUCCACCAGCGUCCCCGAAACAACAGCACAGGAAACUACUGCAUCGGGCUUCACAAGCGCGAAUGCAUCCGCGCAGUCAGCGAUCGGAGUCAACAGAACGGGACGCCGAGUAAUCAGACGCUCGAACCGCACCGCAAGAGGACGAUCCAGCUCUCGCCGGGAAAACGCAGUCUCAGCGCGACGACGACAACAACGACGAGGAGGACGAGACAACAAUUCCAGAUCCCGAUCCCGAUCUCGAUCUCGAUCUCGAAGCGCCUCAAGCCAGACCAGCUCCUCCUCCACCCUCGCGGAUGGCUCAAGUGACCGCAGCUCCCUCUCUGCCGAGCUCUCACUACCACGACCACAACAGUCUCGAGCGGACUCUUUCUCACCACCGCACGCCAUGCAAGAUGCUGUCCGGGUCGCGGCCGAGGCAGCUCUCCAGAUCCAGCAGAGCUACGUCGCAGAGCUCGAGGCGAUCGAAGAGCGGGAGAGUGAACGUGCGGCAAGGAUGACUGCUGAGUGGGCCCUCCGGGUCAUCGUCGAGAAUGAGAUGUCGGAGGCGCUGACGAUGGCUGGGAUUGAGAGCGACGAUGAGUGA
Molecule: messenger RNA, 720 nt
Organism: Drepanopeziza brunnea f. sp. 'multigermtubi' MB_m1
Lineage: Eukaryota; Fungi; Ascomycota; Leotiomycetes; Helotiales; Drepanopezizaceae
Source: RefSeq, a predicted model, not a curated record